AUACAGAGCCAAGCUAUGUAAUAUUUGUUUGAGAGUUGACAAGGUGAGAUAAACACGCGAUCAGUCACUACGUCAGAGGCGUAAUCAUAUAUUAAACUCAGCUAUCAGUCCUGUAAUUUCACUCACACACUCUUAAAUGUAAAUACAGGACCUUUGCUUUUAACGUCAACACUGCAGCACUCAUUAACGUCAACACUGCAGCAUUCCUUACCGUUGUUGAGACGAUGGGUUUGGUAGAAUGCAUACACCCUUCUUUGGCAGAGGCGGAUUAUCAAAAAACUUCUACAAAACUGUUUUUCAUUUGUGCGUCUUUUAUAUUUUUCGGUACCGUGUACCUAUUGUCUGCUGUCUUCGGAUCUUUGACAAAGACGUAUAGAAAUCUGAAAUCCAAGGAAAAGAUCUUCUGGAAUCUAGCGGUAGUUCGCGGAGUAUAUGGAUCUUUUUGCACUGUCGUUGGAGUAUGGGCUAUUUUCUUCGACACAGAACUUUUGAAAGAUCCAGUGUUUUCCACAACCCCUACUAGCUAUUUUGCUCUUGCGACAAGUUUGGGAUUUUUCGUCUUCGAAUGUGGAACUUUACUUAUAUCAGACAUGGUGUACAAGAAAGCCAGUGUUAUGUUAAAUGUUCAUCACUGGAUGGCUUUACUUGGGUUCGUUUUACUCAUGUACUUGGACAGCGCACACUAUUUUGGUGUAAGGGGGCUCCUUCUAGAGAUGAGUACGCCCUUCUCUGCUAUAUGCUGGACACUCCUCAAAGCUAGUAAGGCACACACGCUGUUGUGGAAGGCGAAUCAGUUCCUGUUGGUUCACACCUUCCAUCUUCGAUCUGUGGUGGAAUGCUACAUAUGGUAUGUGACCUAUCAGAACUGGGAGCGGAUCUGGUCCGCCAUGCCCACUACCAUGUUUAUUUCCCUGUACUCCCAGCUCGUGCUCGUCACAUUCCUCAUGACGCCAUAUUGGACUUACAAGAAGACACAGCAAAUGAUCACCCCCGUCGACUGGAACUUUGAGGACUCGGGCAAAAACAAGUCGGAGAAUGGUUCUGUCAGCAAGAAAGCUAUUUGAUGUAUUUCGUAAUAAACACUUGUUAUUUUGACAGUGUUGUCAAUACAACAAUAGACAGAAACAGAUUAUAAAACCUACGAAACCGGAAACACAGAAUGUGAUCUUUGUGAAAUAUUUGCAAUAUGGACAAAAGUGUUAUUAGGAUUAGCACUCUUAGAUAAAGGCAGUAGCUGACAAUGUGUACGGUAAAUGUUUGAGCGAUAUAUUACUAUUUUAUACCCAUGCUUUGAUAUCUCAAUUCCAGCCAAAACAUCAAACAAUAACUAGAAAUAAGGCAUUAGGAAACAUUCCUAUAAUAAGUUAGUUUUUCGAGAGAGAAAAAACGCCAAACAAAGUUGGUAAUUUACUGCACCGCAUGGCCAUUCUGUCCACUAAGAAUUACCAGAGACUAAAACAUGAAAAUCCAUGUCUAGAGGGAUCAGUGUUCUGAAACAUAUUAUAAUGCUUUCGAAAAAUUCCUAUAAAAAACACUUAUACCGAUAACAAUUACAAGUUUGGGCUACAACACGUGAUUUGUUAUAUUCGUAAUAGAAUUUCUUAAUAUAAUGAAAUUAAUUAUAGCUAUCAAGACAAGGGUAAAACAAGGAUUGUUACUCAUAUAUAACUGACAUUUAAUGCACGUUAACCGUUAGGCUGACGAAUUCUCUUAUGCAAUUGAAGUGACAGGCUUCCGAUUGUUCAUUGAGUAAAAGGGUUCUGUUACAAAGCGAUAUUCAAAACAAAUCAAUUAAUAUUUAUAGUUAUAAUUAUAACUAUAAUUAUAAUUAUAUAUUCAUAAUUUUUGUUCACCCACGAGGUGGCAUGUUCAAUAUACAUUGUACUCCAACGAUUUAUUUUCAACACUUGGUAUGUACUUGAGGAUGGUUGAUCAUUCAGUGUUGCAAAUAUUUCACUCUUUAUCACCACUCAGGGAUGACGAUAUCGCACUCUUUAUCACCAAUCAGGGAUGACGAUAUCGCACUCUUUAUCACCACUCAGGGAUGACGAUAUCGCACUCUUUAUCACCACUCAAGGACGACGAUAGUUCACUCUUUAUCACAACUCACGGAUGACAAUAGUUCACUCUUUAUCACCAAUCAGGGAUGACGAUAGUUCACUCGUUAUCACCACUCAGGGAUGACGAUAGUUCACUUUUUAUCACCACUCAGGGAUGACGAUAUCGCAACCUUUAUCACCAAUCAGGGAUGACGAUAGUUCACUCUUUAUCACAACUCAGGGAUGACGAUAUCGCACUCUUUAUCACCACUCAGGGAUGACGAUAGUUCACUCUUUAUUACAACUCAGGGAUGACGAUAGUUCACUCUUUAUCACCACUCAGGGAUGACGAUAGUUCACUCUUUAUCACAACUCAGGGAUGACGAUAGUUUACUCUUUAUCACCACUCAGGGAGGACGAUAGUUCAUUCUUUAUCACCACUCAGGGAUAUCUCACCGACACACCAGUAAUUUUUGCAUUAAAUGGUCAUCAAAGAACAGCAACACAUCACUUCCCACCACUUAGUCCCAAUAUAUCGUAUUCUUGUAUACAAGGAACAGCAAUGUAACACCACAGGUACCUGCCUCAUCAGUCAAUACCCCCAUAAUAUAAUCAAUAUAUUACGGGUGUAUUGACAGACCAGGCUUGUGCCUGAUGUAAUACCGAGUGUUUGUGUGAUGUAUAUUACAGUAUGUCACAUAAUUGAAUACCAUUUGUUGAAUUUCAGAGCAGCCAGCUUCUUUUUUAUGAUCACAAAUAUAUUUAAGGAAAAGUUUGAUAUUUUUGCCAGGUGAUGAGGUGAUAACUUAAACUGUUCAUGUUUAUAUUUGCAAUCUUCUUGGUAUGCACUACUACUAUAUCUACUUAGUUAUUACAAUUAGCAAUUACACAUGAUCAACACGAGUUAUCUCCUCAUAACCUGACCAAAAUAGAAAUUUAUUCUAUAUAUAUAACAUUAUUUUUCUGUUAGUGAACGUACAUAGCUCAUGUGUCUAUUUUAAUACAUUUAUCUUAUAAGUGGACACACAAAAUUAUUUUCAAAAUAUAAACUAAUGUGUUAUCAGUUAAAUAAAAGUAACAGACUGAAUUUUGUAUGAGUCUACUCCAGUAACACCAGUACACUUUGGCACUGAUUGCUUCGCCAUAAAUACAGUUCACUCCUGCUGAACUGGUGUUAUCACCACAUGACCAAAAUAGGAAACUUUUCCUGAAAUAUCUGUUCUAUUUUUCAUUUUAACAUGUAAACAUAAGUUAUUUAUAUUAUAUAUGUACAUUUAAAUAUUUCUAUAAUAAUAUGUGUAUAUUUCUUUGUUUCUAGUUUCUAUCAAAACAAUACUUGUGCUAUU
Molecule: messenger RNA, 3385 nt
Organism: Mizuhopecten yessoensis (Yesso scallop)
Lineage: Eukaryota; Metazoa; Mollusca; Bivalvia; Pectinida; Pectinidae
Product: protein CLN8-like
Exons: 1
Coding region: 225-1064 (279 amino acids)
Biological process (GO): lipid homeostasis
Cellular component (GO): membrane; endoplasmic reticulum
Source: RefSeq, a predicted model, not a curated record